GAAGGAUCUCUCCCACUGAUAAUUGUAAUUGUCAAAGUUGCCAUCAAGAAGAUGCGUCAGGCUUGAAAAAAAAAAAGUGCAGGCGAUGUAAAUUUUCGCACUCCCUUUUAAGUCUAUCCUUCAUCUCCUUUUUUUCUAGCAUGAAUUGUUUUUCAUUUGAUUAUUUUGGUGCUGCCCUGACACUAGCUCAAAUUAAAUUAUUAUAAAUUAUUUGUUUAGGAGAAAACUUUACAUUGGAGAUACACGUAAGGUUUUAUCAAAUCAAAACGGUGGAAAUGCGGUGAUCUAUCAUAAUUAACGCUUCUUCCUUAUUCUUUAAGAUACAUGAUACGAACAAACAUGAAGACAGCUAGCCUUAGAUCUUUCCACGGAAUUAAGGACCAUUUCAGGACUAAAAUGUAAGUACGUUUCAUAUGUAAACUAUACUUGUAGUUGAAUAUCACAACCGAUGUCUUAGACUCAAAAUUGAAGAAAAAAUUGAAACAAAGGAAAAAAGCGCCUGUUUACAGUUUCGUCCAGGGCGGAUAAAGGUAGGGCGGUGAAACGAGCGCGUCCGAGCAAAAAGGUGUGAUGCAGUGGACUGGGACUCUGCUUAGAAAUGUCGCUUGUUUUCGACUUCGGUCAGGGCUUGCGAUGUGGUUUGUACAUUAGACACUGCCGCUGUCACUGAAUUAUGGCAGCUUGAAUUGUUUUCUUGCACUUCUUCCUCGUUACUUUGUGCUGGUACGCUGCCUCCGAGAGGCAAAUGUUGCUAUUUUUUGCGGGAGGUUUAGUUGGAGUAGACAAACAUCUCUUUUAAAGGGUUUCUUUUAUUACUUCCAUGGCUCUACCACUGAAUUAUAUUUUCGUUCUGCUACUUGCCAAUGUCGAUGUUAUUCCAAAACAAAAACAACUAAGUACUGUCUAAAACACGAAGGAAAAUCUCAUCCAUGUCAUCCCUAGCAAAACUAAAAGACAGCAGUAGAUGACGUGUAUUUUAUAAAUGCGUGCAGCUCGUGCAAGGUGAAAUUAUGCUAAUUUCAAUCACCAUCAUCCUUCUUUUUAAUUUUGAAAAAAACAUCUCAUACGUCUUUCUGUUACUUCGAAACUUCAAAAUUAGUUUCCCCUCAGUUUUUACUGUUUACCUUGUUUUGUUUAAGAGAGAAAAACGGAGAAAAAACCUUAAAACUAACCUCAAUAAAUUUUGUUUACAUGCGGUUGCCGGAUUUUGCAACGCAUUGCGCGAAUCGCCAUGGCGCGUUGCACCCGAGAAGCAAAGUUUGAAGAAGUACAACGCNAAGGAAAAUUUCGCCGGCCUUCAAGCGCACCGGAAGCGCGGAAAGAGCGCUCGCGCCAGUCCUACUCCGCAUCACACAUUAAAUGAAGAGCGGAGCGCUCGUUUCACCGCCCAACCUUUAUCCGCCCUGGUUUCGUCUGGCCUUUUCCGCGAUCUCAACUAGUCGAAACGAGCGAAAAGAAAGUCGAAACUGGAUCACGAAGGUGGACAUUGAGAGCUAGGAAGGGAGGGCAGUAUUUUUUUGUGACGCUAAAUCUUUUCUUCAUUCGUCAUCACUAAAUGGCGGGUUGAAAGCAAUACAAAUAUCUCGUCUAGUUUCGUAACAAAUGUGAUGAGUCAAAAGCCAUAAAUUAAGGGAUGAGUCUAAUACUGCGGAUCACUGCGAUGUAGCAAAUAUUUACUAUAAGUACAUUUUUUAACUCUUUUAUUGUUCAGAGGGAAAAAUUAAGAUUUCAGUUGCUCUUUUGUUAAAAAAGUGGAUACUAUCAAACUAAAUAGUUGCAAAGAGGUUAAUCUUUUAACUUUCUGUACAAAAAAGAAUGCCUGUAGUUUCCUGCUACAUAGACUCACCUCGGCAAACGGUUGAUUUUCCCCGCUUCAUCGAUGGCGUAAAGGGGCGUAGGGACAAUACAUGUGUGGCGAAACUUUGCUUUGCAUUUUUUUCCUUUUUCCUCGCUGUUUUGCCGUUUUCUCUCGUCAAAUACAGUACAAUUGGAUAGUUUCUUUACAAAAAUGCUAAAAACGUGUACGUGUUAGUCUGUAAAAUUCGUCUUUUCCCUUAAUAUUGAAUACAAGGGUCCAGAUUUAAGAGAAAAUUUGCAAAGCACAAUUAUUAACUUUCGCGGAUUCAAAAACAGAAAAAAAACCUGUAAAAGCUUCCACAACAAUUCCGCCGGGAUCUGAUUGUAUCAGUUACAUAUUUUUUCCGUUUGCAAACUUAGCGAUUCUUAUCAUCUCUCUACCGCUCUUUUUCAAUAGAAGUUUGGAAGAAGGAAAAAUUGGGAUUAUGAAAUUCUGGGAUGCAGGAUUCAGCUACACAAUUCGUCUGUGAGUUAAUUAGUAUGAUAACAAAGAUAUCAGAAAUACGAAUAUUAUGUGCAGCUAUUUUUGUCUUCAUCAUUAGCCCCUACUAGAUAGCGAUUACUUAGUCUUUUUUUUCUUAUUUUUCAUUUUAGCGGCGUAGGGUAUGAUGAUUCUGAAUAUAUCGACAUCUCUUCCUUCUUUCCUUAUCCUUGGAUGGCAGACCCACUACUGCCAGCUUUUAAACAAUCUGGAUUUGCCAAUCAAAUUCUUGGAAAAUACAAAUUACUACCAUGUUCACUGGGGUGGUUCGUUAAUGCCUCCUCUGAAGCCAAGAAAUGCAUAGAGUGUCCAGCAGGUAAAUUAGUUCUUAGUCUAACUGACAAUAUCUUUAAAUCUUUAAAUCGUGGAGAUUCCCUUGAUAUGGACAAUUUGCUGUCAUUGUUUAACGUGAACUUUAUAGAGUAUCAGAUGAAAAGUUUUUCUUUCUUAAUAGAAUACUUAAAGCAGAGAGAUCUUUCGGAUGUCUGCAAUUUUUUUAACCAAAGAACAGUCCUCGCCAAUUUUUUUGGUCUCAGGAAAGAAUUCCAUUUCCGGUAGCCUAACAUUGACGGUGUUGAUCCACUAAAAUAGGAUAAUCAUAAUGUUUAGUAAUUAUAAAUACAGUAACAGUUUCAGGUAUUGGAACUGCUUUUUAUUCACGAUAAUUGAGGCCGCCACCUUUUUAAAUUACCUGACUACUGUUGACUGCAAGUUACAAAAUGAAUCUAACAUCCUGCUGGAAUCCCCAGCUGAUAUGAAGCAAACGUUUAAUUGUUUUGAUUGUACCAUGUGAAUAGGCUUCAGUAGCCUAAACUAAUGUGCGUUAUCUCAGUAGGUUUGUUUUUUAGCUGCUUGUCUCGCUAAAAACAAAACAACUUCUGGGACCAGGUUUAUAAUUACGUUGCAACUUGUCUAGGAGAGCCGACCUUUCAAGAACCUUGUUUAAACUGUAUUCCUUCAUUUUUAACCCUGUUUUGUGGGCGAAAAAGUGUCCCUUCCUAAAGAACAAGACAGGCUAACGCCAUCACUAAAAAACUUCGCAUAGUUUGAGUACCUCUCCAGCUUAACCGAUUAACGUGAUGAAAUGUCAGUUAUGACCUUAUGACGUUAUUACUGUAAAAGUUGACAUUUUUCACCAUUAGAUACAUUUUUCUCGUCUUUAGAAUCCAAUUUCAUUGAUGGUGUUAUUUACAACAACACUGAACAACAACAACUGUAUUUUGUACUCCACAUUGAUUUACAUUGUAUAAAAAAUACUAUUAAAUAUAUAGAGAGUAUAAAAAAAGGUGCCCAUAAUAAUCAUUGAGGGCUAAAAAGAUAGGGCAGCCUUACAUAGGUUAUUAAUAAAUGUUUUUAUUAAGGGUCAGGUACACACACGACACACAGCUACACAAAACACACACAAACAAGACGGAAAAAAUAGUAAAUAAAACAAAAAAAUUCUUGCACUACUUCUUAAGCUUGAUCAAACGAAGACUGCCCCUAUAAAUUCACUUUUGCCCUCGUGGAGAAAUUGGGGGGAAAAGCAGAAAAAAAACAAGUACUCACAUUUUCAUUGGGGGCAAGUCUCGUUAGAGCGGACACCGUCGGGACCACGAGUCAGGGGAGCAAGGAGAAAUUUCUUUUAAAAACUUUGGUUUAUACAUUAACGUGUUAAGAAUUAGAUUUGGUGUAGAAACAACUUUAGCUGACAAAAUAUUUGGAUGGACUGGACGAACUUAUUAAUGGUAGCAAGACUAGUCUGCUGGCCUAAAGAGGUGGAGAAGAUGGAAUUUCAAUUAAUACGCCGCAACAGAAGAAAAGCGAUAACCUGAAGAAAAAGAAAUUAGAUGUUUUAAAAGAGAGAAACCAAUGUUAUCGCUAUUAAAUGUUGAAAGAUCCCGUUCGUUUUCCAUCAAAAUGAGUGUUACAACAGUAAAAAUUUGUUGUCAGGGUCGAUAAAAAGUGUUUCUGAAUCCUUCAAAUGUUUUAGUCCGCAAACGCCUGUAAUCUUUGCUGGGGAUUUCGGUACAAGAGAGAUGUUACUAACAGCGACGCGGCCUCAAGGCGAGAGAAUUGACUUUAUUUCUAAGAAUUGUAGCAGUGAAAUGCCGUUUUUCCUUCUGAUUGAAAGAAUUGUGAAAUAAAGGAUUAAAACAUCACAAGACGGUCAUUUUGAAUUUCGACGCUGAGUUAUUCCGACUCUCAAGCCUAUAGUUGCCUUGUUAACAAUAUAUAACGUCAGCAAAGAUAUUAUAGUAAGGUUUUUCUUAAAAAAACAAACAAACAAGAAAACGAACGUACAAAAAAAACAAAAAACAAAAAAUUACUCAAGAUUGAUAAUGUGCCUACCUGCCUACUUGCUUUAAAGUCCCAUUCUAAAAUGUCAAAUCCAAAAUUAAAGUAUACUUUCUUGUGUGAAAAGGGAAACAAGGCAGAGAAAAACACAAGCGAGAUAUAUUCGAAUUUUUUUUUUUGGUUUACACACAUUGUCCAUUUCGUUGGACUGUCGUCAUUGUCAAGUCAAGCCGGUUGUCGAAUUUCUUUUUCUUUUUGCCACCCCACGUGGCUAGCUAAGUAAAGAAAGGAGAUAUAUUUAGCCUUGAAUAUGGAGUUAUAUUAAUUGAGCUUUACACAAAGUUAUCAAGUUUUUCGUCUACACAAGGUAGUGAAAUAGACGGAUGCGCUUUCGAACAGAUUCAGAGUCUCAAGGCCUCGGCGACACCUGCACCCAUAACAACCCUAAUACUUUCUCCUUUUGGGUGUGUGAAGUUUACAUGUAAGACAGAAGCUGAUGUUUAGUAGAUACAUUUUAUUACUGGACACAAUACUUUUCUUUAUGGCUCGGUGAACAGACCUAAACUCCUGGGAAAAAGAAAACAAAAACUAUACAUCUCAAAAGGUGUGUAAUAAAUUAAACUUUAAUUGCAAGGUUUACAUGCGCUCAAUUUUUUCUUUCACGGGGUAGUUGAUUAAAUUAUGCUGUUAUAACUCAGUUCAAUAUUUUUGAGAGUUUAGGUUCCCAUUAAAUCCCAGUAAGUUUUCUUUUAUAUUAUUUUUACUUCUUAAUUUCCCUUGGUAGUGAUUCAUUUUUUUAUCCUUUCUUCUUCCAGGAGGUUUCUACUCAGACCAGCUGGCUUUUGUAAAUGACAGCUGCCUUCACUGCAAAAAUGGGACUUUUGUCCAUUACAAUAACGCUCCAGGGAAAAGUCCGUUUGAUUGUAAGACAUGUCCAGAUGGUGAGUAUNAUUUUUGAGAGUUUAGGUUCCCAUUAAAUCCCAGUAAGUUUUCUUUUAUAUUAUUUUUACUUCUUAAUUUCCCUUGGUAGUGAUUCAUUUUUUUAUCCUUUCUUCUUCCAGGAGGUUUCUACUCAGACCAGCUGGCUUUUGUAAAUGACAGCUGCCUUCACUGCAAAAAUGGGACUUUUGUCCAUUACAAUAACGCUCCAGGGAAAAGUCCGUUUGAUUGUAAGACAUGUCCAGAU
This is a messenger RNA of Porites evermanni, 5801 nucleotides long. NCBI's taxonomy places the organism in Eukaryota, Metazoa, Cnidaria, Anthozoa, Scleractinia, Poritidae. The record is from the annotation of a GenBank genome assembly.